AAAAUUAAAUGACAAAUGUCAUCCUUGACACGAUGCUGUACCAUGUCGCUAUUCUUUUGUUCGUUAUUACGUGAAUUGUUGGUUUGCAAUAGGUUAGUACACCGGGAAAGCGAAAGUGUGUUGUAUAGAUUUUUGUGGGCGUUAGUGUUGAAGAUGAUAUAGAAGUUCACCUCAUUAACAAAUUAUAAAGGCGCCCCUCUGCACAAGUGUCCUUGACUGAUCAGCAAGGAGAGAGAAAUACAGAUCUGAAGAUGAGUAGUUCUGAAGAGGUAUCCUGGAUCUCAUGGUUUUGUGGCUUGAGGGGCAAUGAGUUCUUCUGUGAGGUGGACGAGGAUUACAUUCAGGACAAAUUCAAUCUGACUGGCUUGAAUGAGCAGGUGCCCCAUUAUCGUCAGGCUCUAGACAUGAUACUCGACCUCGAGCCGGAUGAUGAGCUGGACGACAAUCCGAACCAAUCAGAUCUGAUCGAGCAGGCGGCGGAGAUGCUGUACGGCCUCAUACAUGCUCGGUACAUAUUGACCAAUCGGGGGAUUGGCCAGAUGAUCGAGAAAUACCAAUCUGGAGAUUUUGGCCAUUGCCCACGGGUGUACUGUGAGAGUCAACCUAUGUUGCCUAUCGGAUUGUCAGACAUACCUGGGGAGGCGAUGGUCAAGACAUACUGUCCCAAGUGCAUGGAUGUUUACACACCGAAGUCAUCACGUCACCACCAUACGGACGGUGCUUAUUUCGGCACUGGUUUCCCGCAGAUGCUUUUUAUGGUGCAUCCAGAAUAUCGUCCAAAACGUCCUGUUAAUCAGUUUGUCCCACGUCUGUAUGGCUUCAAGAUUCAUCCACUUGCAUACCAGAUCCAGCAACAGGCAGCCAGCAAUUUCAAGGCCCCACUUCGUGCUAUCAGCUACAACAAUGGGAAGCGUUAACAUUUGGACUGGCACCUGAGAGAGCUUUUUCAGCUUUUUUCUUAGCAUCAAUAUUUAAUAGAUAUUCGUUCUUUGUCUUUGUAGGUUAAUGUAAUAUUACAUGGGCUACUGCCAAAUUUAAUCACAGUGUACUUGUCAUACAUUGUGUUGUGGAGUGCUUCGUGUUUUAUCAUUCCUCUUGUGCUGAAAUUAGUCCAGAAUAAUUUGAGUGUAUUUAUGUCUGGUACAUUUACAUCUUGGAUAAAUUGUCUCAAUUGUGUUUACUGUUUGGUUGGGUGAAUUUCAUUAAUUUAAUGAUUUUAUGAGAACAGAAUAUGUAACAGUUCAUUGUUGUCAUUGAAUAUCACAUGACAUUAUCUUCCCCUUUUAUGCGCUGCACCCAUUUCAUGUUGUUCAUAGGAAUGAUGUAUUGCAACUAUUUAUCUUUUCCAUAUUUCAGUAUUUUAAACAUAGCUGCACAACAGCAACGGUUCCACGUAAUAGAAUUAUGAACAGCCGACCAGUUGCAAUGGGUAAAGAAAUCUUUACCUAGGUUUCAACAAAUUUAAAUUUGUCUUCUUCAGAAGGUGGCAAUUUUACAUUAGUAUGGACUGAUGUAUCAUCGCCGUUUUUACAAAUGUCGCUUGUGAGCUCUGCAACAUCCAUGUACUAAUUUAUAUUUACAUGACAAACCCUAUUUUUAAGGCUAUAUUUUAAUUUGGACAAAUGGAUCCAUGCAGACAUUUGUAAAAACGGCGAUGAUACAUCAGUUCAUACUAAUGUAAAAUUGCCACCUUCUGAAGAAGACAAAUUUAAAUUUGUUGAAACCUAGGUAAAGAUUUCUUUACCCAUUGCAACUGGUCUCCUGUUCAUAAUUCUUUUCCAUAUUUGUUAUUCAGCAUCAGGGAUUGUAAUUUUGAUAGAGGUUUAUUCAAUCUAAUUGGAUAAAAUUUUUUCAGCUUGAUGCUCAUUCAUAUAGAUAAAAUUUUAGGAAGUAGUGGCACAAUAAGACACUUAUUUACACAUACUAGAACUUUCAGUUUUCUAAUUUUUUAUUUAAAGGAUUCAUAAACCUUCUUAUUUUGUAAUAAUACAAUGCUGGGAACUGAGAGUGGGGCCUGGGCUCAACAUUUUUGUGUUUGUAGAGGCAGAAGGGAUUGGAAAAAUUCCCAGGAUAUUGAUUGUAGUGAGGAAAUUGUAAUUUGUACUGAUAAAUUUCUUAACAACCACGUGGUUUAAUGAACGCAAUAGGGCUGCCACCCAUGUUUGUGAUAUGUAACUAUUAUUACAGUGUACAUUAAAAAGUAUUUUAAAAAUAUUCCUACAAAUUGAAGGAAAGAUAAAGUUUAAGCUGAUGUGAUAAAUUUAUUCUGAGAGCAUUGAAAGUUAUAAUGAUACGUAAUAUGAGCGUAUCUCACGCAUUGAAACAAGAAAUUUCAUGGUAUGGCACUCGUGUAACAGAGGGCCAUACCAGAGGAUAUUUUUUACAUUGGUAAUUGAAAGUUACCAGAAAGAUAAACUAAUUAAUUCAACAGGCAGUUUAGGUUUGUGUAUAAUUGAAAACAUGUAAGCCUUUGCAUCAAUACUGGUAAUGUGACACCAGACUACAUGGGUCCAAUUAAUGGCAUUCUGACUUCGUGUGAAAAGUUUAUGAUUUUCAUUUUUUAAAAAGAAUUUCCACAUAUGGAAGGGAGUAGGGUUUAAAACAGUUGGGUGUCAAAUAUUGUUACCAUAAUUGUUUGAGAUCCUCCUCUUGUCAAAAUUAGUGCAUAUUUGGUAAUUUAACUAUUUAUUGAAAUAUAAGAUGCAGUUAAGAGUAACCAUAGAAUGUCUCAUGACUGUGAACUGUUUAAUUAAGCUCUUGUAAUUGGAUUGUUUUUUCAUGAAUAUGGCAUUACUUCAUCAGAUAUUCAUGUAGGAACACACUCAAUGAUUGCAUGAUGCUCUGGAGGCUUGAAUACUAUGGAACAGAAUUUUUAUGAUAGUAAUUGGAUAUUAUUAUAUACAAGCAGAGUAUAUUUUAAAAAUUACUGUAGAUGGUUACGUACUUCUGGGUGAUUUCACGCAUGAAACAGAAAUGAGUUUGGGAAUGACUGUUGUUUAUGGAUGGAUCAUUCCAAUAAAUAUGUAUGUUAAUUCUAAGAGUUUCCCAAAGAAUAUGCUAUUCUGUGAACAACUGAGCUGCUCUGCUCUUGGUAUCAGAUAAUCUUUCACUCUCAUAAUAGUAAGAGUGGAAUCAGUGUUCUGUAUCAGUUUUACAGUGUUCUUAUAGCAUCGUUUGUAACUGUCUCUCUGCAUUAUAAGAUUAUUGGGAACAAUGUACCAAAAUCGAAUUACUUAUUUUAACAAGUGUUAAUCCAUUACUAUUGCGGUGAUAAUUUUGUGGGUCAAAGGCAAACAAUGUAGGUGUGAGAAUAUUAUAAUUGCAGACACAGGAGGUCAGUAAAUGUGUAACAGCAAAUAAGCAUUGUAUUAUGCUCACUUCUGUUUAUUCUCUCAUACUUUUAAACAGAAUGAAUUUUCUCAUAUGCCAAAUUAAUGAUAGUUGCUGUGUUUGGUUCUUGUUAUAUGCUGACAAGUUUCACAAUACUUGAGUACAAAAUUUAUACAAGUGUUUGCUGACACAACUGUUUGGAGAAAUAUGGUAAUAAAUUACCAUUUAGCAGAAUGUAUGUAUUGUCUGCAUCUUUUAGCUAUUCCGAUAAUAUGAUUAAAAAAAAUGGGUAUUUCCACAAUGCACUUUUCAGCAAUUGUUGACACCAUAGUUUCAAACUUUCAUUAUUUCAUGUCAUUAAACUAGAAAGUAUUACUAGUCAGUCAUGAAAGGUUUUACACUUUGCAGGUAUAAAAGGUACGUGCAUCAACAACACUUGGUCUCGCACAGUAAUUGUACAUAAAUAUUUUUGAAAUGUGUUCUUAAUUAAGAUAGAAAUAUUGUGCUACUUCAAAUAUAAACUUUACCUUAUUUAGUAGGAACUCAAGCCAUGUGUGUAAUUAGUACUAGUUUCAAAUUUUACUUCAGGUCUGAACUUCUUUACUUUCUCAGUCUUUGUCAAUAUUAAAUAAGAUUUCUGUUCCUUUGUAGUGUUGUACACACAUAAUUUGUAUGUUCAGUAUUUGUUGCAAUUACAAGUUUACUCUGUAUUCAUUACAGUACUCUUUAGUACAAAACUUGCCUUGCAAUGUAAAAUUUCUUAAUAAAUGAAA
Schistocerca nitens (vagrant locust) is the source of this 4103-nucleotide messenger RNA. RefSeq names its product casein kinase II subunit beta. The record is from RefSeq and is a predicted model, not a curated record. The transcript is spliced from 2 exons. Gene Ontology annotation, molecular function: protein kinase regulator activity. The coding region runs from base 252 to 917 and encodes 221 amino acids. Gene Ontology annotation, cellular component: cytoplasm; protein kinase CK2 complex. NCBI's taxonomy places the organism in Eukaryota, Metazoa, Arthropoda, Insecta, Orthoptera, Acrididae.